This is a messenger RNA of Rubroshorea leprosula, 1116 nucleotides long. NCBI's taxonomy places the organism in Eukaryota, Viridiplantae, Streptophyta, Magnoliopsida, Malvales, Dipterocarpaceae. The record is from the annotation of a GenBank genome assembly.
AAUCUCCAGUUUGGACAUGACAAAGAAAAAGCCUACAAACAUAAACAGUUUUCUUGCAUAGCCCAUCAUGAGAUGCGCGAUCAAAUAGACAAGCAGAGCAAUCCUUUUUGCCCUCUUUCCACUGGAGGCUGGAGCGGUGGAGGUAAACACAACAUGAGGAAGAAGAGUCCUCAAUCAACAGUAUCAGCUUCACAGGCAUUCUUCACCCAUCUCUCCUGCGGAUUAGCCUUGGCAGCCGGAUUCUGGGUUUCCCACAAUGUCUACUCCAUCAAUCUCGUCUCCCAUCCCGACCACACCCUCUUUCUGAUCUGGGUUAUUCAGUGCCCACUUGUGGUCCUUUUUUACAGCUGCUUUCGAAAGAACCCUGAGAAAUGCUUGUAUUUGAAAGCUGUAGCCCGAGGCCUUCUGGGACUUCCUCUUGGAGCUCUACUGAAUGCUCUUGGAGCAUUGGCUUUGGGGGCACCUGUUGGCAUCCAGUACUUAAAAAGGACAAUUAACUGGUCUCUUAUGAUGUCUUUAUUCACUGUUGUGCCUGCAACUUCUGUUUAUGGUUCAUCAUGGACAGACUGGCAUCGCAUAUUUGCACAGACAAAACCAAAUGGAGCUUUGGACUAUAUGGUUUGUCUACCAGCACAUGGAGCUCUAAUUGGUGCUUGGUUUGGUGCCUGGCCAAUGCCACUUGACUGGGAAAGACCUUGGCAGGAGUGGCCUGUCUGUGUGUCUUAUGGAGCAAUGGUUGGCUAUGCGGUUGGAAUGGUGGGAUCCUUUGCUCUUGUGCUUGCUCAAGGCAAGCAAAAGUACAGAAAAGCAGAGUAGAAGAUUUAUUGGCACCAGCCGAUGGAAAGUUACAGAUUUUGGGAGUUCUGUAUUAGCCAUCCAUAUGCAAAACUGAGUUCAUUUCCAUCUCUCUUUCAACUAAGGAAUCAAUGUUGCCUUUUAUUUAACCAAAUGCUAUUUCUUCCGUAAACCAAUUCGGUCUGCUACUGAGCCAGAUUUUGUAUUUUCUAACUCUUUUGACUAUUUGUAGGAGGUGGAUAAGAAGAACAAAUGUAAUGUGGAAGAAUUUUUUUUUUUUUAAUCUUGUGAAAUGAGUGUAAUCUUAUGCAUUAAUUUAAU